CAUGUCACGUACUAGUACCAUGCUCUCAUUUUAAUAAACCAAACAUUAUAUAUAAUCACUUCAUAAUUAACAAGACUAUUGAUUAUAUAGUUAUAUUUGUUUUUUGACGACCAUAUUCGCCGGCGGCAACUGGCGAUGUCGGAAGCCAGAGGAGGAGGCGGCUCCUGCUAUUAUUCUGUUCUGGGAAUAUGCAAACAGGCCACUGCCUCUGAAAUUCGUGACGCUUAUCGUACACUUGCUCUGAAAUGGCAUCCAGAUAGGUGGACGAAGGACCCAAAAGUUGCAGGAGAAGCCAAGAAGAGAUUUCAGACCAUUCAAGAAGCCUAUUCAGUCUUAUCAGAUAAAGGAAAAAGAGCCAUAUACGACGCCGGAUUGUUUGGGUUCCUUGAAGACGACGAUGACCAAGGGUUUUGUGAUUUCAUGCAAGAAAUGGUUUUCUUGAUGCAGAGCGAGAAAAGUCAGGAGAAGAAUAGCUUGGAAGAUCUUAAGGGGUUGAUAGUGAAUAUGAUAAAUGAGACUGACUACAAUUCUGCAAGUUCCAGGAAGAAGAUUCGUAUGUGUAUCUAGUUAAAACUAUAUUAUAAUUGUUACUGUUAGUCUCAUCUAAUAAUAUGGUGAUUACAUGUAAUAUAUAUUUUUUGACAAAGUAAUUACAUGUAAUAUUAGCACAAGAAGUGUGCUUCUUUCAUUAUAAGAUUUUAUACUUAAGUGCUGAGAUUCUAUGGUUUUGGUCCCCUCCCUUGGGUGGAUUCUCAUGAUUUUCUUCAAGAAGGGUCACUUUCUGGUUGUA
Molecule: messenger RNA, 790 nt
Organism: Humulus lupulus (European hop)
Lineage: Eukaryota; Viridiplantae; Streptophyta; Magnoliopsida; Rosales; Cannabaceae
Exons: 5
Coding region: 136-567 (143 amino acids)
Source: RefSeq, a predicted model, not a curated record